CGACUCAGAUUAAGUCUGAGGCCGGUAACAUCAACAGUGAGGACAGACCCAGCCUGCCUCUCUCCUUCCACACUGAGUCCAAACCUACAGUCACUGGGUCCUGAUUGUGACAGUGGAGCCCAGUUUGCACUGCAGGAUCCAGAGAUGGCAUCAGUGAAGCUGGAAGACUGCAGUCAAACACUGGAGCUGAAUGUCAUCAUUAAAGAUGAAGAAGAGGAGGAGAAGAUUGGAGACCACGUUGAGACAUUCUCUACAUCAAGAGAGAAACAGCAGGAAGAUGACAGAGCUAAGAGGUCUCACCACUGCCCACAUUGUGAGGAGAUUUUCCCAAUUCUAUCAAAGCUAAAAAUACACCUUAAAAUACACACAGGAGAUAAUCUGUAUCCCUGUACUGACUGUAGGAAGAGAUUCACGACAACAAGGUCUCUGACAGUUCAUCAGAGAAUACACACAGGAGAGAAGCCUUACUUCUGCUCUGACUGUGAAAAGCGUUUCUCUCGACUGGGCGACUUAAAAAAACAUGAACGUAUACAUACUGGAGUGAAGCCUUACUCCUGCUCUGACUGUGGAAAGAGUUUCUCUCGACUGGGCCACUUAAAAACACAUGAACGUAUACAUACAGGAGAGAAGCCUUACUCCUGCUCUGACUGUGGAAAUAGUUUCUCUCGACUGGGCGACUUAAAAACACAUGAACGUAUACAUACUGGAGUGAAGCCUUACUCCUGCUCUGACUGUGGAAAGAGUUUCUCUCGACUGGACCACUUAAAAACACAUGAACGUAUACAUACAGGAGAGAAGCCUUACUCCUGCUCUGACUGUGGAAAGAGUUUCUCUCGACUGGGAAACCUAAAAACACAUGAACGUAUACAUACAGGAGUGAAGCCUUACUCCUGCUCUGAAUGUGGAAAGAGUUUCUCUCGACUGGGCGACUUAAAAACACAUGAAAGUACACAUACAGGAGUGAAUUCUUACUCCUGCUCUGACUGUGGAAAGAGGUUCUCUCGACUGGGCCACUUAAAAACACAUGAACGUAUACAUACAGGAGUGAAGCCUUACUCCUGCUCUAAAUGUGGAAAGAGUUUCUCUCGACUGGGCCACUUAAAAAGACAUGAACGUAUACAUACAGGAGAGAAGCCUUACUCCUGCUCUGAUUGUGGAAAAUGCUUCACAACAUCAACUGACCUAAAAGUUCAUCAGAGAACACACACAGGAGAGAAGCCUUACUCCUGCUGUGAUUGUGUAAAAUGUUUCAAAACAUCAACUGACCUAAAAGUUCAUCAGAGAACACACACAGGAGUGAAGCCUUACUCCUGCUCUGACUGUGGAAAGAGGUUCUCUCGAAUGGGCCAGUUAAAAAGACACCAAGGUACACAUAAAGGAGAGAAGCCUUACCACUGAUCUGACUGUAGAUUUUUUUAGCUGAGCUAAAAGGGUCAUCAGAGAACACGCACAGGAGAGAAGAAUGGGCCAGUUAAUGGGCCAGUUAAAAAGACACCAAGGUACACAUAAAGGAGAGAAGCCUUACCACUGAUCUGACUGUAGAUUUUUUUAGCUGAGCUAAAAGGGUCAUCAGAGAACACGCACAGGAGAGAAGCCUAACGUCUGCUCUUAAUGUAGCAAGAGUUUCUCCCGAUUGGGCAAUGUAAAAACAAACCAACAGAUACACACUUGAGAGAAGCCUUAUCAUUGCACUGACUGUGAGAAGAGAUUCUACAGAUUGGUGUCUUUUUAAAUGGCCCAAUGUAUACAUAAAGGAGAGAAGCCUCAUCAGUUCUCUCAGACCAGCUAAAAUUAGCCACUCCACUUAAUUAUCAUCUAAUAAAAUAAUUGGCAACGUUGAAUUGGAUCAAAUGAAGAAAGCGUAGAUCACUGUAUUGUAAUCCUAUAGUUUCUCACUGUGAGAGAACUGUGCAGAGGAAAUGGAGCAUUAUAGAAUGUUAUGAUUUCAGUGCUUUAUGACAUCAGAGUUAUAAAUAGCUUGUCAGUGUAAACCCUGUCAGUAUGUGUUUUGUUCGCUUCUACUGUAAAGAUAUUAACAUAGACAACAUACACUGAGUGUACAAAACAUUAGGAACACCUUUCUGAUGUUGAGUUUGUCCUCAGAACAGCCUCAAUUCGUAGGGGCAUAGACUGUCCAAGGUGUUGAGAGCAUUCCACAGGGAUUCUGGCCCAUGUUGACUCCAAUGCUUCCCACAAUUGUGUCAAGUUGGCUGGGAGUAGAUCUCUACUCCGAAUAGCUCCUUCCUUCUCCUCCCACAGAUGCACAAUUGGAUUGAGAUCUGGUGACUCGGCAGGACCAUUGCAGUAAACUGAAUUCACUGUCAUGUUCUUGGAACCAUUCCUGGACAAGCCUUGUGGCAUAAUCCUGCUGAAGAAAUCUAUUUGCAGCUGGAUACACUGCUGCCAUGAAGGAUGCACCAGAGCAAAAAACAAUUAACUUUGGUUGCAGGAAUGAAAACACUGGAAAAUUUGAAAAACAUUGCCUGGUCUGAUUAAUCCCGGUUCCUGCUCUUUCACGCUGAUGGAAGGACUAGGGUAUGGAGAAAACCACGAGUACAUGCAAGUACCUAACUGUCAUACUUGAGUAAAAGUAAUGAUACCUUAAUGGAAAAUGACUCAAUUAAAAGUGAAAGUCAGACGGUAAAAUACUACUUGAGUAAGAGUCUAAAAGUAUUUGGUUGUAAAUAUACUUUAGUAUCAAAAGUAAAAGUAUAAAUGAUUUAAAAUUCCUGAAAUUAAGCAAACCAGAAGGCACAAUUGUCUUGUUUUUUUUAUUUCUAUUACAGAUAGCCAGGGGCACACUCCAACACUCUGACAUCAUUUACAAAUGAAGCAUUUGUGUUUAGUGAGUCCGCCAGAUCAGAGGCAGUAGGGAUGACCAGGGAUGUUCUCUUGAUAAGUGUGUGGAUUAGACCAUUUUCUGUCCUGCUAAUCAUAAACAAUGUAAUGAGUACUUUUGGGUGUCAGGGAAAAUGUAUGGAGUAAAAUGUACAUAUUUUCUUUAGGAAUGUAGUGAAAUAAAUGUAAAAUUUGUGAAAAAUAUAAAUAGUAAAGUAUAGAUACCCCCCCA
Messenger RNA from Oncorhynchus kisutch (coho salmon), 3070 nucleotides. RefSeq names its product zinc finger protein OZF-like. The transcript has 2 exons. Lineage: Eukaryota; Metazoa; Chordata; Actinopteri; Salmoniformes; Salmonidae. Bases 145 to 1398 code for a protein of 417 amino acids. The record is from RefSeq and is a predicted model, not a curated record. Gene Ontology annotation, biological process: regulation of DNA-templated transcription. Gene Ontology annotation, molecular function: DNA-binding transcription factor activity, RNA polymerase II-specific; RNA polymerase II cis-regulatory region sequence-specific DNA binding.